This is a messenger RNA of Culicoides brevitarsis, 2855 nucleotides long. Its product is annotated as pseudouridylate synthase RPUSD2-like. Gene Ontology annotation, molecular function: pseudouridine synthase activity; RNA binding. The record is from RefSeq and is a predicted model, not a curated record. Gene Ontology annotation, biological process: enzyme-directed rRNA pseudouridine synthesis. Lineage: Eukaryota; Metazoa; Arthropoda; Insecta; Diptera; Ceratopogonidae. The coding region runs from base 424 to 2769 and encodes 781 amino acids. The transcript is spliced from 12 exons.
GGAGCCUUUAAGCAAGUCGUAUCUCGUCUUUUCUUGUUACGGAUAAGAAUUUUUUUGUUAGAUUUUUAAUAACAAAACGCAGGAAUUUAAAUGGAAAUUUUUUUCAACAAGUUAAAAAAGCAAAAUUAAACUUCGAGAUAUGCAUCAGAUAAAUCAUCAAAAGCAGAAGCAACAACGGUAUCAAUAGAAAUAAAAGCAAAAAACAAAAAAAAAAAGAGAAACAAAACAUUUUUAUUACGAAAAUGCAGUGAUAUAAAGUGCAAAAAGUGAUAAAUAUAAAGAGAUUCAAGAUAAGUCUAUAUAUUGUGUGUAUUGAUAGUAAAUAACAUGAAUGUUUACUGAAAGCCUCUAGAUUGAAAAGAGCGCAAAGUGUUAAAAGAGAUAUCAAAAUUUAAAUAAAACUCGAAACAAACAGCGUAAAAUAUGCAACACAACGUCGGAUCGUGGUACAUUCCCUGGAACAUGGGAGUGCCACUGCAAAAAAUCCUCACAGUUCCGUUCAACGGACAAAUGCCGACGGGAGCGCCAGCCUUCCAUCAGCCCCAAAUUGCCACAGCUGCCGUGCAACAGCACCAACAACAACAGUCCGCGAUGCACCAUCAAGCGAUGCAUCCGGCAGCGCAAACGAUGUUCAGUCCGUUGUCCCUUCGGAGCUUUGUGCCUCAUCAUCCGCACGCCCCCCAUCCCGGUUUCCCGCACAAUUUGACGCCGCAACAGCAACUCACGACAGCGACAGCUGCCAAUGGCGGCACAACGCUCACCUCGAAUCACACAUCAAAUGCAGUGCUUCAGCAGCAGCAGCAGCAACAACAACAACAACAACAGCAGCAGCAGCAGCAAGUCGUGAGUAGCCAACAGCAGCAAGGAAACACGUUAUCGCCGAAUCUCGCAAAUCAUCAUCAUCAUCAUGUGGCUGCCGCUGCUGCUGCUUCGUUGGCGCUGCGUCAUCACACGCAACACACUUUGCAAGCCAGUUCACUCAUGACGAUUCCUUCGAUGAAGAAGAUACUGAUGACCGAUAAAUUGGAAAAGCCAAGGAAUACAUUAACGGAAAAGAGAAAAGCGACGGAAGACAACGAGCCAAUUAAAGAUCUGAAGAAGGCAAAACUCGAAACGAAGGCCUUGAAAGCAAAGCGACCUGGCUUCACAGACGAGAGAUACCAUGAGACGUCAUAUUACAUCGAAAAUGGUCUCCGCAAAGUCUAUCCGUACUACUUUACGUUCACCACAUUCACGAAGGGCCGCUGGGUAGGCGAAAAAAUCCUCGAUGUUUUUGCACGUGAAUUUCGUGCGCAUCCGGCGGAAGAAUAUGAGCGAUGCAUCAAAGCCGGAACAUUAACCGUAAACUAUGAACAAGUGCCAACAGAUUAUAGAUUAAAACAUAAUGACCUUCUCGCUAACGUUGUACACAGACAUGAAGUUCCAGUUACUAGUCAACCAAUCACAAUAGUGCACAUGGACGAUGAUAUUGUGGUUGUAAAUAAACCAGCAUCGAUUCCCGUGCAUCCCUGCGGGCGUUAUCGUCACAACACAGUCGUCUUUAUUCUAGCGAAGGAGUACAACUUGAAGAAUUUACGCACAAUUCAUCGUUUGGAUCGCCUUACGUCGGGUCUCUUGCUCUUUGGACGCAGUCCCAAGAAGGCCCGUCAAAUGGAGCAUCAAAUCCGGAAUCGGCAAGUGCAAAAGGAGUACAUUUGUCGGGUCGAGGGAGAAUUUCCAGACGGAGUAAUUGAAUGCAAGGAACCUAUUGAAGUUGUAAGCUACAAAAUUGGGGUAUGUAAGGUUUCCUCGAAAGGCAAGGAAUGUACAACAACAUUCCAAAAAUUAGGCUACAAUGGAAGGACAAGUGUAGUCUUGUGCAAACCACUAACGGGACGUAUGCACCAAAUUAGGGUUCAUUUACAAUAUUUAGGUUUCCCCGUCGUUAACGAUCCUUUGUACAACCACGAAGUAUUCGGUCCCAACAAGGGCCGUGGCGGCGACAUUGCUGGCAAAACGGACGAGCAAUUGGUAAAAGACCUCAUCAAUAUCCACAAUGCAGAAAAUUGGCUUGGCAUCGACGGCGACUCGGAAUUGUCAAUGUUCAAAUCGAUCAAAUCCGAUUUAGACGAUAGCUUGUCAACGAAAGAAACGAUUCUGAGUGACGACGAGAUAUCGACAUCGCGCGAGGCAUCGCCAUAUGCGGAAAGCCCGCAGUCGGCACGCGUCGGAAGUGAAAGUCCCAACGAGGGAACCACAAUUGGAAACGGUGGCGGCAAUAAUUUAAAUAACACCAAUACAGCGAGCACCAAUACAACGUCGUCCUCCUCCUCCUCCAGCGUUGCAACAACGGCAACUCAAGCAUGUUUUAAUAAUGAAGUUAUGCCAAGUGGAAAAUAUGCCAGUGUUGCGACAUCCACAUCUACGAACAAUAUCAACAUCAUCAGUACCAGCAGCAGCAAUAACAACAACAACAACAACAACACGAACAGCCAUAUAACGAGCAGCUUGACCUGCUUGAAAAGUUUCACGAAUAAUAAAGCAAAGUCAUCUCGUAAGUGCACAGUGGCUACCCAAACUGGACACGAAUCGCCAGAUUUAGCGUUUAAUCCGGACAAGAUGACAACCGACAAACAUUGCUACGAGUGCAAAGUGCGUUACAGGGACCCAAAGCCUCAGGAUUUGGUCAUGUAUUUGCACGCAUGGAAAUACAAGGGUCCUGGCUGGGAAUACGAAACAGAAUUACCCGAUUGGGCGCAAGUUGAAUGGCAUGACAGUGACUGCGAUUAAUCUCUAGAUGACUUAUCAUCGAAAUUGUUAUUAAAUGUUGUGUUAUCGUAAAGAAAAUUAGAAUUACGCUUCAUUUAUUAUUAUCA